Messenger RNA from Carassius auratus (goldfish), 1191 nucleotides. RefSeq names its product carbonic anhydrase IV c (gene ca4c). Gene Ontology annotation, cellular component: plasma membrane. The record is from RefSeq and is a predicted model, not a curated record. The transcript has 8 exons. NCBI's taxonomy places the organism in Eukaryota, Metazoa, Chordata, Actinopteri, Cypriniformes, Cyprinidae. The coding region runs from base 8 to 937 and encodes 309 amino acids. Gene Ontology annotation, molecular function: zinc ion binding; carbonate dehydratase activity.
UGUAGACAUGAAGUCCAUUCUCUCUCUCUCAUCUGUUCUGUUGGUUCUAGAACUCUGCUCAGGUGAGUGGUGCUACCAGAGCCAGGUUUCCUGUAAUGACACAUGCAGAGGGCCUUCAGAGUGGAAGAAUCUUUUUCCUAAUUGUGGAGGUCAGAGACAAUCACCCAUCAAUAUAGUCACAAGCAGAGUGAAGCAUGACCCGAAACUGACCCGUUUUAUCUUCGAGGGCCACGAGAAAGUUUUCAGUAUGAGUGUGGAAAAUCAUGGACAUUCAGCUCACUUCACACUUCCUCAAUCUGUGCGUCUCCGUGGUGGAGGUCUGCCAGCCACAUACAAGGCCGUCCAGUUCCACCUGCACUGGGGAGAGAACGGCAGCCAGGGCUCAGAGCAUUCUGUGGACGGGGAGCGAUAUCCCAUGGAGCUCCAUAUUGUUCACAUUAAAGAAAAGUAUGGCAGCUUGGGAGAGGCUCUAAAUGACUCGAGAGGGGUGGCAGCACUUGCCUUCUUUUUUGAGGUGACUUCUGGGGAAAACGAACAUCUGGACAGAGUCAUACAGGCUUUAGGAAGAGUCCGAUAUGAAGGGAACAGCAGUGAAAUUGAGGAUUUUAGACUGACUGACAUCAUCCCUCGAGCCAGUAAACUGAACUACUAUCGGUACUCCGGCUCAUUGACCACACCAGGCUGUGACCAGGCUGUUGUGUGGACGGUCUUCCAACAGACUCUGCCCAUAAGCGAAAAUCAGCUGAUGUCAGUGGAUAAACAGCUGUUAUUUGGAACAGAAAAACCAAUGACUGGAAUAUUCCGUCCUGUGCAGAAUCUGAAUGGACGAGUUGUGUACACAUCAAUGCCAGCUCACAGUCUGUGUGUCCUGCCCAAUCUAAUCACCCUGUUUCUGAGCCUCUUUUGUGUUUUUGGACAACAAAGGUGUUUUCACUGAAUGGUAGAGAACACGUCUCUUUUAACACAGGAUGUUCUGUAUCAAACUUCCAGAAACAAAGUAUAGCUAAUCAAUCUCCUGAGCACUGAAAUGAAGAUGGGAUGGAGAUUUCUUGUCAAUUGUCUCACUGGUGCCUCUUUUCAUAUCAUGGGAUAUUUUCCUUCAGUUGUGGCAGCUUUAUCUGGCUUUGUUUAUUUCAGGAUUCCCAUCUGUUUUCCAUUACUUUUUUUAUUUGUUCGUGAUUACUGUAAAGU